AUGGGAAACCUGGGUGCAAAUCCCUGCAUCACCCCAGUUUCAGGGUCCCUGUCCCAGCUGCCCGGAUUUACCCUGAGGGUGCCGCAGUCGGUGUCGGUGCAGGAGGGUCUCUGCAUUCUCGUCCCCUGCACCUUCAUGUACCCAACCUCAUACAAAACUGACAAUUCCUGGGCCCGGCUCUACAGAUAUUGGUACAAGGAUCAGGCUGAUGUGGUCUAUGAUCCACCCAUGGCCAGCACUGACUCCAGCCGGAGGGUGCCGCAGGAGACCCAGGGCCGGUUCCAGCUGGCGGAGAAUCCAGCGCACGGCGACUGCUCCCUGCAAAUCAGCGACGCCCGACAGACGGAUGCGGGGAGAUAUUUCUUUAGAUUCGAGAAAGGAACGUUGAGAUACAAUUACCACUCCAAUUCCGAUGGAACUAAUGUAAUGCUCACGAUCUCCGUGCCAGGGCUGACGGAGGAGCCAGAGAUCCAGAUCUCACCGGCGCGGGGGCUGCCAGGGACGCUGCUGGUUGGGGAGCCAGUGACUGUGACCUGCACGUCCCCUGGGCGCUGCUCCGGGACCCCUCCCCGAGUCACCUGGACGGGGCCGUUCAGCGACACAGCCCGGGACGUCUCAGCCCAGCUGGCGAACGGCACCUGGGCGCACAGCUCCGCGCUCAGCUUCACGCCCGGCCUGGGGGACCACGGCAAAGAGCUCGUCUGCACCGUCACCUACAGCUCAGCACAGGGACCUUCCACCAGCAGAACCAUCUGGCUCCACAUCGUCUACCCGCCCGGGCCCCCCAACAUCACCGGGACCCUGACCAGGAACGGACGCCCCGGGCCGGCCCCAUUGGGAGCUGAGGGUGACAUUGUGUCUCUGGAGAUCCAGGAGGGCGACUCCCUGAACCUGAGCUGUGAGGCUUCGAGCAGACCCGAGGCCACCCUGAGCUGGGCCAAGGGGAACGAGUCCCUGAGCUCCAGACAGGGAUGGGCUGGGCAUCUGGAGCUGCCGAAUCUCAGCAGAGGGGACGCUGGGGAGUAUCGGUGCUGGGCAAAGAAUUCCUAUGGAUCAGCCAGCCGGGCCCUGCAUUUGCACGUGCAGUAUCCCGGCACCUCGGUGGCCAAUGGCUCACAGCUCACAGCCCGGGAGGGCGACUCCCUGCGGUUCUUCUGCUCUGCCGCCAGCAGCCCCCCCGCUGCGCUGCGCUGGGUGACUGUGGGCCGAGCGAUUGAGGGUGCCCACCCCGCAGGGGAGAAUCAGCUGCGGCUGGAGCUGCCCAACGUGACGGCCGAGGACGAGGGGCUGUACGGGUGCUGGGCCCAGAACAAGGAGAGCACUGCCCAGGGAAUGUUCCAGCUUCUCGUUGAGUACAGCCCCCGGCUGGGGACCAGGCUGAACUCGUCCUGCCAGUGCCAGGGGCCCAGCGUCAGCUCGUGGGCCCAGGGGGAUGAGGCCGUCAGCACCCUGAGCUGGAUGGGGAGCGGGGACGGGGGCCCCCGGAUCUUCUGCCUCGGCUCCAACCCGCACGGGACCUACGCCGCCCUGCACUUUGACUUCAGCCCCCCGCAGAGAGGUGCAGAGGAGCCUGGCAAGCUGCUGGGCGUCGGGGUGGCCUGUGGGCUGGGGGUCUCCGUUGUCUUCUUCCUUCUCAGGCUCUGUGUGAUCAAGCUGUGGGGCCAGGAUCUGGUGCCCCCCAGCGCUGAGGCCAGGGAAAUGGCUAACGGGAGCCAGGACGAGCACACAGCUGACGAUGGCAGCCUAAUCUACAUUAACGUCAACACCAUCCCCAUACAUCACAAGACUCCAGCCGCCCGCCGGACCAAAGGCAUCCAGGACAGGGCUGCCACAGCACAGGCCCCGCUAGGCCCCAGGAAGCCAGACGAGCUGCAAUAUGCCUCCAUCAACUUCUCCAAGCUGCAGCGGAAAGGGGGGGAGCCUCCGGAGGCCCCGGACACAGAAUAUUCUGAGGUCCAGCUGAAAUAG
Terrapene triunguis (Three-toed box turtle) is the source of this 1968-nucleotide messenger RNA. Its product is annotated as sialic acid-binding Ig-like lectin 16. The record is from RefSeq and is a predicted model, not a curated record. The transcript is spliced from 11 exons. Lineage: Eukaryota; Metazoa; Chordata; Testudines; Emydidae. The coding region runs from base 1 to 1968 and encodes 655 amino acids.